GAAAAAAAAAACGUUGACCAAUCAUAUUUAACCACGUUCUCCUUCGGAUUGUCUUUUUAACUGUUCCCGACCUUAAAUGUCUGACGUGGCGAUCGCUGAUUUGUCUGUAUAAGUCGUUUAAUCAGAAGUGCUGUCAACUAAUCCCGCUUCCGCUAACUCCGUCGCCGUAAGCUGUUCUUCUGAAAUUUGAUCUCGUUCCCUCCAUUUCCUCAAUGUUAGCCUUUGGUGUUCUCUAACAAAAGGGGGAAAUCCAGAAAUAGUGGGGGGAGUAGCUGAAAAUGGGAAUCAAAGAUCUUCUCAGAUUCAUGAAACCCUACAUUGAACCAGUCCACAUCAAGAAAUAUGCCGGAAAGCGUGUAGGAAUUGAUGCAUAUUCAUGGCUGCACAAAGGAGCAUAUUCAUGUAGCAUGGAGCUCUGUAUGGAUUCGAAUAGUGAAAAGAAGCUGAGAUACAUAGACUAUUUUAUGCACAGAAUUAAUCUUCUUCGUCAUUAUAAGAUCAUCCCGGUGGUAGUCUUUGAUGGCGGAAAUAUUCCCUGUAAGGCUGCUACUGAACAUGAACGCCACAGGAGAAGAACAGCUAACCGUGAAUUGGCUAUGGCAAAGCUUAGUGAAGGGAAUGUUAGUGCUGCCUCUGAGCUAUUUCAGAGAGCAAUUAGUGUCACUCCAGCCAUGGCUCACCAGCUGAUUCAGACUUUAAAAGCAGAGGACAUUGAAUUCGUGGUAGCGCCAUAUGAGGCUGAUGCUCAGUUAGCAUAUCUAACCAGACUUGAAGUGGAAAAAGGUGGAAUUGUGGCAGUGAUUACAGAAGAUAGUGAUCUACUAGCAUAUGGUUGUCAAGCUAUUGUCUUUAAGAUGGAUCGGUAUGGUAAUGGUGAAGAGAUAGGUCUAGACAAUGUUUUGAAAUCUGCGGCUCAUAACCCUUCCUUCCAAAAAUUUGAUAAGGAAUUGUUAACAGGAAUGUGUGUGUUAGCUGGCUGUGACUUUCUUCCUUCUGUUCCUGGUAUUGGAAUUGUGAAGGCUUAUUCCUUGGUUGCCAAGUAUCGGAACUUGGAUCGUGUUUUAUCAGUUUUGAAGUUAGAGAAAGGCAAUCAAAUGCCCGAAGAUUAUGCAAAGUCCUUCAGAGAAGCUUUUGCAGUUUUCCAGCAUGCUCGAAUAUAUGAUGCUUAUGCUAAGAAACUUGAACAUAUAAACCCUCUUCCGCAAGAACUUCUUGAAUCACUGGAUGGAGAGCUUGAUUUUCUGGGGCCAGACCUCCCUCCAUCGGUAGCCACUGCAAUUGCAGAAGGAAAGUUAAAUCCAACAAGCAUGGAGGCUUUCAAUGUGAGCCAGCCCUUGUCAUUGGCAGGCUCCACAAAGCGGAAGCUGCCACUGUAUCCUCCGUCCAAUCAAGAAAACUCCUUUUUAGUGUUCCCUUCUCAUAAAACAAGGGAAAGAGAUAGUACAGAAUCAUACAGAAUAAAGGAAGAUCCAGUUUUGACGAAAACGAAAUAUCUCAAAGAAGAUUCAGGGUUCAACAAACUUAUUUCACCAGCGGACACUCAUCAGGCAAUGGAAGCUUCAGAGAUUCCUCAUGAUAUCCAAUUGAAGGUUCCCAACAAUAAUCCAUUCAAGAAAAGAAAACUUGACGAGAUUCGCUUGAAGCAGACAAAUGAUGAAGGUGAAGAAAUGUCUGUUGUGACAGAGAAUAGCAAGAUGGAUGUCUUUUGCAGUCCACCUGAAGAUACUCUGAAAUUCUCAUGUAAUAAUUCUUUCCAAAAUGAGAAAGAAAAUGAAAUUCACUUUAACCAAACAGAUUGUGUGAAUGAAAAAAUCUCAGUGGUAACUGAGGUAGAAAGUUCAGACAUCUUGUUUGUCAACUGGGGGUCUCAGGAAAGCGUUAAUUCCAAGUCUAGAAAGGUGUCCAGUUGGAAAGCAAGAGGGAAAAGUGAGAAGUUGAAGAGCAUAUGCAAGAAUUCUGAAAGAAGGAAUGGUAGUAUAUUGAAUUUCUUUUCUCGAGUCUAAUCUGUCUUUUUAUUUUACAUAAUUUAUGGACCAAUUCAGGCCUUCUUUCUUGAUUCAAAAGUCAAGUUCUCAUGGAUGAUCAUCGCCUGCAAUUGGCUCACCAGUCAACCACAGCAUCAAGGUAAGUAUAAAUGAUUUAUAUAAUAUAUUGAAUUUGUAACUGAAAACAUAGGAAUGGUUUCUUAUU
Messenger RNA from Carica papaya (papaya), 2190 nucleotides. RefSeq names its product 5'-3' exonuclease family protein. Gene Ontology annotation, molecular function: 5'-flap endonuclease activity; metal ion binding; DNA binding. The record is from RefSeq and is a predicted model, not a curated record. Lineage: Eukaryota; Viridiplantae; Streptophyta; Magnoliopsida; Brassicales; Caricaceae.